Messenger RNA from Drosophila rhopaloa, 1444 nucleotides. Its product is annotated as neuralized-like protein 2. The record is from RefSeq and is a predicted model, not a curated record. Lineage: Eukaryota; Metazoa; Arthropoda; Insecta; Diptera; Drosophilidae. Gene Ontology annotation, biological process: intracellular signal transduction. Gene Ontology annotation, molecular function: ubiquitin protein ligase activity. The coding region runs from base 16 to 975 and encodes 319 amino acids. The transcript is spliced from 3 exons.
AACACCACGCGCCUCAUGGAAGCCGCCGAGGAGCGCCCCCUCUGCCCUGCGCACCCACGAGCAGCAGAAGAAGCCGCCGAAUCCGCCGACCAGGAGGAUCUGGAUCUGGAUCUGCACAGUGACCGGGAACGGGAACGCCCCCUGGGGCUGUGGGAGGGCGUCACGUCGCUGAGCAGUCGCAAGCGCCAGCUGAGCCGCUUCCACCCGUACCACGGUUCCAACAUUCAGCUGGGAGACGACGCCACCGUGGCCUACCGCAGAGCAAGCUUCGCCGAUGCCCUGACCUUCUCGGAACGCCCUCUGGCCCCCGGCGACAUCUUCCUGGUGGAGAUCGAGAAGAUAGAGCGCGGUUGGUCGGGUCACAUGCGCCUGGGCCUCACCGAACUGGCGCCCAAUGUGAUCCGCACCAGCAGCGAGGGACUGCCCCACUUCGCACUGCCCGACCUGGCCAACCUGGGCAACAGCUGGAUCUACCCGAUCUCAAAGUUCGAGAUGAACCAGCGCCAGGAGGCGAACGACAUCAUCGAGCCGGAGACAGACGACGAGCCACACAGAAACCUUCUGGGCGACGCCACGCACGUGAGGACGCCUCGCGGGCUGCUACCAAAGAGACUUCUGCGCCCGGCGAUGGGCAACGGAAACGACUCGGACAUCCUGCUCACGGACAGGGGCUCCCGCAUCGGCAUCAUCUAUGUGCCCACGGUGCACAGCGCAUCGAAGGGCGAGCUGCACUUCAUCAUCAACGGGGUGGACCGUGGCCCCGUCUCGCGUGACAUUCCGCUCAACAGAGCGCCCCUGUUCGUAGUCAUCGACGUGUACGGCACCACGAAGCAGAUCAGAAUCAUCCAGUUGGAGGGUAUCUUGUCCCUGCAGAGCGCCUGCCGCAACGUCAUCCUGGAAAACUUCGCAGAGGACGCGAUCACCGAGCUGCCGCUGCCAGAAAGCAUCAAAAGAUUCCUGCUGCGCCGCGACUAGAGCCCUCGGACCAUGAGCUCUAUGCAAUAGGGCCCAGUGUGUGUGAAUGAGAGAUGCGUGUGUGAGGGUGUGUGCAUAAGCCUGGGUCGUGAUAGUCUGUUUACCCAUAUAUAUUUUAUACGCCUGCAGCAACCUGCCCGUUCAUUGACCCCCGACUCCCGGCGGGAUUGGGCGAUCCCCGCUAGAAGGCGCUUAUAUAUUUGUACUUUCUGUAGAUAUAUUUUGUACUUUGGUUCGAGUUACCAGUUCAAUACACAGCUCACCCUAGACGAUACUAUGUUGUGAAACAUAAUCCUCGCCAGUGUUUGAGUAAGUGUAGUUCAUAGAGCGACAAAUGGAGAUCUCCUGGCCGCCCUGCCUUUAAGCGUUUCGGUCCCGGUCCCCAAGGCGAUUUCCGUUUCCAUUACCUCCUAAGUAUAUUGUUGCUAAAUGUAAGUUAAGUCCACGUAAUAAAGGAUCGAUCAAAGUA